Messenger RNA from Cottoperca gobio, 2611 nucleotides. RefSeq names its product PHD finger protein 24 (gene phf24). Gene Ontology annotation, molecular function: transcription corepressor activity. Gene Ontology annotation, cellular component: cytoplasm; nucleus. Lineage: Eukaryota; Metazoa; Chordata; Actinopteri; Perciformes; Bovichtidae. The transcript is spliced from 8 exons. The record is from RefSeq and is a predicted model, not a curated record.
AUGGGAGUGCUCAUGUCAAAGAAGCAGCAGGUGGAGAAGGUGCAGAAAUGCAACGCUGUCGUCUCUGCCUUCCAGUCAGGACAGACGGAGAUGUAGAGGAGGGCGAAGGCCCUGCCAAACCCUCAGGCCAAUGCUGACGAUAAGAUCACAGAGGAGGUGGAGGAAGAAGACACGGACAAUAGCGCAGGUCCGUCAACCUCCCAGCAGGCCUCGGAGUGUAAGGUCAACCAGGAGUCUUGGUCGAGGUUACGGGACGGGAAAGGAGUGGAGCCGGAGGAUCUUGACAAGAGCCAUCAGCUCACGCCGCCAGCUUUCGUGCGGCCCAAAAGGGAAGCCGAUGAUGACCAGCCUGUCGAUGUGGAGCUGAAAAUGAAAGAGCAGCCAUCGAGCGAUGAGAUGUGCGACGUGUGUGAGGUGUGGACGGCCGACGACCUGUACCCCUGCAGGAUCUGCACUCGGAUGUUCCACGAUGGCUGCCUGAGGGAGCUGGGCUACCUGCGUGCCGAGGCCCUGCAGGAGAUGAGAGAUACGGCCCACACUGUUACCGGCUGGAGCUGCUACUAUUGUGAUAAUCUGAAUCUACUCCUAACAGAGGAGGAGAUGUACAGCCUCAUGGAGACUUUCAAGCAGUGCAAGAUCAUCCCAGAGUCAUGCCUGGUGUCAGAUGAGCUGCUGCAGUACCGCCACCAUGCAUCCAAGCAGCUGUUUGAUAAGGACCUGACUGAUGAGCAAGAGGAGGAAGUCCUGGCCCAGUUCGCAGCGCUGGAUCCUGAGAAGAAGGGUCACAUUGAAUGGUCGGACUUCCUUUACUUCGAGUCUCUGGUUGUGUUGAGGAAGUUUCGCACAGAGAACUCAAUGGUGCGUCUGCUGACUGCCAAGGAGAGAAACAAUGCACGGGCAGUGUUCCUGGGUCUGGACCUGGAUGAAGACGGCGUGAUCACAAGAGCAGAAUGCCGCCAGGCACAGCAGUCCUGGUUCCACAAACUCAACAAAGACUCGCAGUCUUGCAAUGUGAGUAUAAGUUAUGUUGGCCCCAUAUGUGAAGGCAGUCCAGCCAGCUCUUGCAGUGAAAGGAGCAAGACUGAAGAAAGCAGGCCAGCGACCUGGGCAGACUUUUUAAAGGAGAGUGCCAUUUAUGUUUUGGCUGCGCGGCCCAAUACUUCUGCCUUGCACAUCCGUCUGCCUCUAUAGUCCAGGAUCCUCCACUGCACCCCAGCAGAGAGAGAGGGAGAGAGAGAGAGAGUUAGAGGGUGUACCCUAUAGUCUAUACAGAUGAGCGGAGGAAGAUAGACGUGGAGACACGAUGACACGCGGAAGGCAACCGAGCGAACUGGAUGAAGCACUGAGAGACAGCAGAUCAAGCCAUUGACAGAAUCUCUCCUCCUCUGCAUCACCUCAAACCCCCCAUAACACUUGACAACACACAACGCUGAUUGACACACCGACGACGCAAGUGACAGCAGCUGUCACAUGUCCCGACUCCCAAAACUUGACAGAUUCCAACAAAUGUGAGAGAUAAGACGAGGAGAACAACCACGCACACACCCAUAUUACACACCCAGUCAGUGAUAAUUCUGAAACUUCCAGUCUAGCAAUCACACAUAGAAACAGACAAGCUCCGAGGAUACUCACACUCUAUUUAAAUGACAUAUACCACACACUUUAUGACCCCUCCAGCUGCAUAACACACCUCUCCAUUCGGGUACGUCAGUUUGACAGGCUGUUACUCUUUCAAGCAUUCAUUCCUUUGGGCCUCAUCAUGUCCCGAUAAUAGUUCCAUGCUACAGUAAUGGGAUUGUGUUAUUAUUAGCCAUUAAAAAUUGUAUUCACACUACACAGAGGCACAUGAAAUUUAUUAUCGGUACCGUUUGACUGUGGUUAGACUUCCGAGAGGAGAUUAACCCUGCAACUUCUAUUAUCAUAACGUAUACCAAACGGGAAUGAAAGCUAUCCGCUCACCUAAUAUUAUACGAGAACUGCUAUUCAUGCCAGUAUAAAUUAUUAUUAUGCAUUAAAAAGCUGUAUUUAUUCCUGUAUCCACUGAUGUAUUCCCCCCGGUCUCAUCCAAGAGUCUAUGUUCUUCUGAAUUACUAACCGUGAAAAAAAGGAUGUGAACAAUUAUGAAAGCUAACCCAGUAGAAGACGUGCAUAUACUGCCAUAUAGAAAAAUCUUUUUGUUUCUGUUAUGCUCAGAGCUUUGACAAGAUGGAAAUGUCUGCCCUCCUAUUCUAGUGUCAUUAUUUGCACUGUGGGAAUGAGAUGUGAAUGGACUACUGUGUGACAUAAUCACUGUAAUGAAAAUACUGCAAGACAUGGGAGAUCUGGUGCAAACAUUUGUUUUUUGUUAAUAUGCAGAAGCUAUGUAAUGGAACACGCGGUGGGAAUUCUAUAAUGUAAGAGGUUACACUUUACAAUUUAAAUGCACAUGAAACUGCCCGUAGAAUCACUGGAAACAUGCUGUAACAAGAACUUCAUGUAGUGUUUAUGCCAUGUAAUGACGGGUCUAUGCCAGGUCCUCUUUGUUGAUAAAGUAUGGUUAUGACAUAAAUCAUGAUUGUCUGAGGGCUAUGUCACAGUGCUGAAAUAAAUGCAUGGCAUUUACUCUCCUUGA